Messenger RNA from Betta splendens (Siamese fighting fish), 4527 nucleotides. It is a transcript of the gene stra6, whose product is annotated as signaling receptor and transporter of retinol STRA6. The transcript has 19 exons. Gene Ontology annotation, molecular function: signaling receptor activity; retinol transmembrane transporter activity. The record is from RefSeq and is a predicted model, not a curated record. Gene Ontology annotation, biological process: vitamin A import into cell. NCBI's taxonomy places the organism in Eukaryota, Metazoa, Chordata, Actinopteri, Anabantiformes, Osphronemidae. The coding region runs from base 913 to 2889 and encodes 658 amino acids. Gene Ontology annotation, cellular component: plasma membrane.
GUCCGUCGCAUGCUGUUGCACACUUGCUGUGAUGCAACUACGGUAUGAACUGCCCUGUGAUGACCCCGACUGUCGUCAGAGGAGGAGGAUGUCCCCGAGCUCCUCACACUGAGUCACAGCAGGCGAAAUACCUCUGAAACGUCAAGUCACAUCUAAAAAGGUGGAGGCACAUGCAUGAAUUUGAAUUUGUAAUUUCGGGCAAAUCGGCAGCUGCGCGCAGCCUUGACCUCCUGAGUCACCUCUUCGUGUUUCACAACGUUCUGUCAGCUUGCAUGCCGCAGCACUUUUACGAUGCUCCCACCACAACACAGGAUCAAACAGUUCAAAGUCCCCGCGGCCGCUGAGUGAGGAGUCAAGAAAGAGGCUGAUCCGCAGACCGUCGCUGCGUUCACGCGCCGCUGAACCCAAGUCGGGCAGGUGGAUCCUUCCGUCUGCUGGAAGUGAUGAGGUUCUCUGAUCCACGGGCACGAGACUGACUCAAGUUCAAUCACAAGCUGCGGCGACAAAGCGCUGUGUCACGCGACGUACCGUAAAGUGAUCCGCUCACCUGGCGCGGCGGCGGCGGCGACACACCUGCGUGCGGUCGGCACCGAGACUGGGAGGCACCGCCACAACAAAACCGUCCAGGCUCCCAGUGUGGUGGUAACCCUCAGCUGAAAUAGGGCCCGUGCAGGGUGGAGGCAGCAGGCUGCAGCCAGGACCCGUCAGACUGCUCUCAGCUCCUCAGUGGGACCGGGGAACCUGAGCGCAGGCUGCAGGAGGGCGUGAGCGAGCCUAGACCAAACACGGGCCACAAGGACGGCUCUGCCACCGACCUGGGAGACACUUCUGGCUCCUGAGUCAGGGAGAGUGCAGCUGUGUGUAGGAACACGGGUUAAAACACUCACUACCGUGUCUUUUUAGAAACCCACAAUGGAUAAGGAUGCUUUCAAGGACUAUGAGUACCCAGAUCUGGAGCCUCUACCACCCAAAAUCGAACCAGAAAUAAUCUUGCCAUGUGACCCCACGGCUGACGACAAGCUCUACCACAUAUGCAUCACUGCAAUAUCUCUCGUCGUCAUGCUGAUCCUAGCGGUCCUAGCGAGGCGCACUAAGGACGGCCCGCGGCAGAAAGGACUCCCAGGUUUACUCAGUCCAGUCAACUUCCUGGACCAUACGCAGCACAAGGGCCUGGCGGUGGCUGUGUUUGGAGUGCUCUUGUGCAAACUGUGGGGCCUGGUCCUGUUGCCAAACCCCCUCCCGUUCACGACAGACUCCCAGAAUAAACAGAACUGGCUGCUCCUGGGAGUCUUCUACUACCCCGCGCUAUACUACCCUCUCCUGGCAUGCGGUACAUUACAUAAUAAAGUUGGCUACGUCCUCGGAAGCCUCCUGUCGUGGACACACUUUGGCGUCCUGGUGUGGCAGAAAAUCGACUGUCCCAAAACGCCUCUGAUACACAAGCACUUCUCCCUGUUCUCCAGCCUGCCCCAGAUAGCCUGCCUGGCAUUCCUCAGCUUCCAGUAUCCCCUUCUUCUGUUCAAGGGCUUGAAGGGCAGUGAAAAGAACAACGCCACAGAGGAUCUAAGCAGCAGCUACUAUAAAGACUAUGUGAAGGAAAUACUCAAGAAGAAGCCAAACAAAAUCAGCACAUCGAGCACAGAGACGCCCAGGCUCCAUCAAAGAAUAAUUGAUGCAGUGAAGUUAUAUAUUUAUACACCAGAAGAUGCUUUCCGUUUCCCACUGAAGCUGGCGACCUCGGCCGUGGUGUCCUUCAUCACUCUGUAUCAGAUGGGCCUCCUCCUGAUCCUCGCCGUGGUGCCGACCCUCCAGACCGCCCGCCGGGGGGUCAACGAGGACGUGGGCCGACUCUUGACCAGCGUGAAGAUAACGCUGUCUCCUGACAAGCACGAGGUGGUCCGAAUCGUGAUGUACUACAUCUGGUGUGUGGAAGUGUGCUACAUCUGUGCCAUGACCCUGUCCACCCUGGUCAACCUGGCCAUGCUCAUGAGGUCCAUGGUUCAGCAUCGCUCAAACCUGAAGGGGCUGUACAGAGGGGACAUCUAUAAUGUUUACAACUGCCAGAGGAACAUCAGAGCUUCGCGGCCGGCGCUGGUCUGCUGGAUGGGCUACACCAGCUUCACAGCGGCUCACAUCUGUAUCGGCAUGAUCAUCCAGACCCUGGUGUUCUUCCUCUGCCUGCUCAUCGUCGUCUUCCUCGUGAUCAUACCUGUGCUGCACCAACAGAACCUAAUUCUGUUCCAGUUUCUGUGGAGCAUGUGGCCCUUCUGGCUGAUGAUUCUCUUGGCCGUGUUGAUUCAACACGUCACCGCCAGGUUUUGCUUCAUCAAAAAAACGGCAGGCACGCGGGACUUGAACAACAGGGGAAACCUCUUCCUGCUGACGUACCUGCUGUUUCCGGUCAAUGUUCUGAUCGGGGUGCUGCUUGCGCUCUGGCGCAUGAUCAUCACUGCCCUGUUUAACAUUGUUCACAUGGGACGCAUGGACAUCAGUCUGCUUAACCGCAGCGUGGAGGCCUUUGACCCUGCCUACCGCUGCUACGCUCAUUAUCUGAAGAUUGAGGUGAACCAGUCGCAUCCUGUUAUGAAGGCCUUCUGUGGGAUCCUGCUGCAGUCUGUGGGCCAGGGAAGCAACGCUGGGCAGAGGUCGCAGGAUGCUGAAGAGGGCAUCCAGCUCGUCCAGCAGGAGAAGAAGCAGCACAAGGUGUCCAGCGCUAAGAGGGCGUACGGGCACUGGCAGCUCCUCUACACCCUGGUCAACAACCCCUCGCUGGUGAGCACCAGGAAGCACUUCAAGCGACAGCCGGCGGGGAGCUUCGUGAACGGAAGCCUCAACCGCAACACCAAGGAGGGGAGCAAAAAGGAGGCAGAGGCUGCAGCCAGCAACUGAGGAGGAGCCGGAGCCCCACGGAAGCCUCUUUUGGUCCUGGGCGAAAUUUACAGACAUAUUGUUUGCCCAGAUGCUCUAGUACUGUUUGUAGUACUGCCUUUUGGUAUAAUAAGUUCACACAUAGGUUCGUGCAUCAUGUAGAAAUAUUGACCAAGCCCAGAGACUGUGUGUCGUCUUUGUCUCUAUUUAGACCAGAGCUGCACUCUCCUCUGGUAGAAACCACCUGUGUGGCACUAUUCUCUCAUCUAAGCACAUUCGUGUGAUUUACAAACAUGAGUUAUUUAUGUGCUUAUCGUGGGAUUGCCAUUAUUUGCAUUAUGAUUCAAGCUGUAGCGUAAUCACGUCUGAAUAUGUGUGAAAUAGUGCAAACAUUGAGCACUGACAAAACACACGAUUACAAAAUCCACUCAAGCAUCGCUUUAAAGACGUAUUUAUAUGUAGAAUAUUUACUAUUUAUAAAUUGUCAAAUGAACAGUUUUAAUAGACGGGAUACAAAAUGUAAUUGCCAAUAACCUGUAGAAAAGGAUCUAACAGGCAAAUAAACCACUUGCUGCUACGAGCGUUUCCUUAUGAACGUCUAAGCGUCCGCAUUCACAUUUUAAAACUAGAUAAAUAAAAUAUGCACAACGAUUUAACGAUACUGCGAAAAUAAAACGAAAAUAAACGUUCUUCUAAAAUUAUUUAGAUUCUUUAGUCGAUAUCAUUUAAGAACGGAUUUUAGGAUCCAAACCUUUGACAAAUAAAAUACUUCUUAGAUCCUCUUUUGUUAGAAUUUGCGUCGGAACAUGAGAAACGGAGAAAAAAGACACUCAAAUAACCGUCGAAACAUUCCUGAAACGUAAAUUAUAGAGUGUUGAUUUUAUUUUUUAGUAUUUUGAUAUUUUCCUGCAGCACAAUAGUCUCGGAUGAGUAACGAAUCGAGGUAGGAGCCUGUAUAGUUUCACAUGUUUUAUUAAUUACACUUACAUAAAAUGAUAUCAAAAAAUCCUUAACGGCCACUGGGUUUCUCGUUUCGUUUUACAACAAAGUUCACAAAAACUCACUAUGCAUCAAAUUACAGGACAGUGAAGCCGCCAGACGCUCGCGCGCGCCUUUAGCGUCGAGGCUCCGAUUAAAACUGACCGUCGUAAAAAAGAAACAAAGGAUAAUUUCAGUUCACACGGCUUCACAUCACAGGCUGACAGUAACAUCUACAGUCCUAGAGACUACACUAAACCCACACAAGGAAAUACGUGUGACAUGCCACGGACAGUUCCUUGGUAAAAAGCGAAGUACACAGCAAGCACCCGUUGAUUAAGAGGUUAACGUCGCACACUUUUAAAGCCUUACACAACGUGAAACAACAUUUUGUUGGUAAAUAACCGGACGGGUCCCGUCAAGCACAGCACAACUGAAGGUGACAUUUCCUUCCUGGACUCGCAGCGCAGCGCAGCGCACAGGGCGCCGGAGCGCGCGCGCGCGCGCUGCCGGGCAGGCGCGCCGCAAAUCUGCGUCUCAAUUCUCGCCUCGUUUCCUCAAAUACAACCACCCAAAUGCGGACGUGUCAAGUGUGUGCACCUGAGAAAAUAACAAUUCGCCCCGUGUGAUGUUUCUUUUUCUCGUGCAGACGUUCCCUGACACCGGUUUUUAAAACGUUUU